CCGGUGCUUGGACCGGUAGCGAGCGCACGUGCCGAAGUGUAGCGACGCCGCGGCAGCUCUCGGAGCCGGACUUUUCGCCAUCACUGCUGCAGGCAUGGACUCCUCCAAGAACAACAACGCAACGGCUGCAAGCAAUGACAACUCCAACGAUGGGGUGCCGCAUCAAGAAAAGCUGCUCUACGGAAACUACCUGAAGCUAGACAAGCUCCUCGACUGUCAGAAGUUGGUCACGGAGCAGCACUGCGAGGAGCGCGUGCACGACGAGCAUCUUUUCAUUAUCACGCAUCAAGCUUACGAACUAUGGUUCAAACAAAUCAUCUUCGAACUGGACUCCAUAAAGCCGCUGCUGGACUCAAAAGACAUGAACGAAUCUAACAUGUUCCAAAUCACGUCUCGGAUGAACCGCGUCGUGCUCAUUCUAAAGCUGCUGCAAGAGCAAGUCGAGAUCCUGGAAACCAUGACUCCCCUUGACUUCAUGGAAUUCAGAGGCUACCUGGCGCCAGCAUCCGGGUUCCAAAGCCUCCAGUUUCGCCUCAUCGAAAACAAGCUGGGAGUGAAGAACGAGCUGAGAGUGAACUACGGCAAGCAGCACUACCAGAAGGUGUUCGAGGAUCCCUCCGCCAUCCUUAAGAUUCAGGAGUCCGAGAAGGAGCUCACGUUACUACAACUCGUAGAGCGGUGGUUGGAACGGACUCCCGGCCUGGAACCUCACGGCUUUAACUUCUGGGAAAAGUACCAAAACGUCGUGAAACGUAUGCUCGACCAAAUGGAAGAGGAUGCCAAGGCCGACAACAAUGAAGCCGUCCUAAGCAGUGUGGCCAAGAAACGGGAGACCUUCGACACUCUCUUCGACGUUAACAAACACAACGCCCUGCUUUCCCGAGGUGAGCGUCGUCUGAGUCACCAAGCUAUGCAGGGUGCCAUGAUGAUCUUCCUGUACCGCGACCAGCCGCGCUUCCACCAGCCCUAUUACCUGCUCACCCUCCUCAUGGACGUCGACUCGCUCCUGACCAAGUGGCGCUACAACCACGUGCAGAUGGUUCAGCGAAUGAUCGGAUCGCAGCAAUUCGGGACGGGUGGCUCCUCCGGCUACCAGUACCUCCGCUCUACGCUCAGCGACCGGUACAAGGUGUUCCUGGACCUGUUCAACAUGUCCACGUUCCUGAUCCCGCGCUCGUGCAUCCCGAAGCUGACGAGUGCCAUGAGCCGCAAACUGAGCAUACAACACGACCAGGAGCAGCAGGUGGACGGCAACGCCAGCGUCACCAUCAACGACCCGCACUUCCCCGAGAAGUUCCUCUAGGCACCGGCAUAUAUGCGAGGAAUAGUUAGAUAUGCAC
Messenger RNA from Rhipicephalus sanguineus (brown dog tick), 1340 nucleotides. RefSeq names its product tryptophan 2,3-dioxygenase (gene vermilion). Gene Ontology annotation, molecular function: heme binding; metal ion binding; L-tryptophan 2,3-dioxygenase activity. Bases 95 to 1303 code for a protein of 402 amino acids. Lineage: Eukaryota; Metazoa; Arthropoda; Arachnida; Ixodida; Ixodidae. The record is from RefSeq and is a predicted model, not a curated record. The transcript has 14 exons.